Messenger RNA from Aspergillus heteromorphus CBS 117.55, 1103 nucleotides. Its product is annotated as 3-hydroxyacyl-CoA dehydrogenase family protein. The record is from RefSeq and is a predicted model, not a curated record. Lineage: Eukaryota; Fungi; Ascomycota; Eurotiomycetes; Eurotiales; Aspergillaceae. The transcript is spliced from 3 exons. Gene Ontology annotation, molecular function: oxidoreductase activity, acting on the CH-OH group of donors, NAD or NADP as acceptor; NAD+ binding. Gene Ontology annotation, biological process: fatty acid metabolic process. The coding region runs from base 94 to 1008 and encodes 304 amino acids.
CUCAUUCUUCUGAAAACUAAACCCUUCCCUACCCAUCCUGCUGACAUGUUGCUGUCGUCGUUGCCGCGGCCACUGUGCCGCAGGGCCCCUUCAAUGGCCCGCCGGGCCUUCAGCACAUCUCCCGCCGCCUAUACUGCCGAGGUUAAAUCGUUGGGCGUGAUCGGAGCCGGGCAAAUGGGAUUGGGCAUUGCCCUGGUGGCUGCCCAGAAGGCCCGAGUCCCGGUAACUCUGGUCGACAACUCGCAAGCCUCCAUAGACAAGGGCCUCAAGUUUGCUGACAAACUCCUCGAGAAAGACGUGUCCAAGGAACGUCUCACACGCGAUGCAGCCGACGCAGUCCGUGCCCUCAUCACCCCCAGUCUGAAGAUGGACGCCCUGUCGUCCGUCGACUUCGUCAUCGAAGCUGUCCCGGAGAUCCCAGAGCUUAAAUCCUCCAUCUUCUCCCAACUCGCCCAGAUCGCCCCCAAGCAUGCCAUCCUCGCGACCAACACGUCAUCCAUCUCCAUCACCAAGAUCGCCGCCGCCACCUCCUCCGAUCCAACCGACCUCCAGGCUCCCUCCCGCGUCAUUUCCACCCACUUCAUGAACCCCGUCCCCAUCCAGAAGGGUGUGGAGAUCAUCGCCGGUCUGCAGACCUCUCAGCAGACGAUCGACACCGCCAUUUCCUUCGUCCAGCGCAUGGGCAAGGUCGCUUCCGUCUCCGCGGACUCGCCGGGCUUCCUCGCCAAUCGCAUUCUCAUGCCCUACAUCAACGAGGCCAUCAUCUGUCUCGAGACUGGCGUUGGUCGCCGCGACGACAUUGAUAACAUCAUGAAAACCGGAACUAAUGUCCCCAUGGGUCCGCUGACUCUGGCUGAUUUCAUCGGGCUCGACACCUGUCUGGCUAUCAUGAAUGUCUUGCACCAAGAAACUGGUGAUAGUAAGUACAGGCCGUCAGGGCUGUUGAAGCGGAUGGUCGAUGCCGGCUGGCUAGGUAAGAAGUCUAGUAAGGGCUUCUACGACUACUGACCGAUCUUCUCUGUAUUAUGUAUGAAGUGCUAUGUUGAGAUAUCCAUUCGACUGUGGUUGCCGAUGUCUUACAUUAUCUGGUCAUCCACCACGUA